Messenger RNA from Lytechinus pictus (painted urchin), 3475 nucleotides. RefSeq names its product ankyrin repeat domain-containing protein 50-like. NCBI's taxonomy places the organism in Eukaryota, Metazoa, Echinodermata, Echinoidea, Temnopleuroida, Toxopneustidae. The record is from RefSeq and is a predicted model, not a curated record. Gene Ontology annotation, biological process: RNA processing. The transcript has a single exon. The coding region runs from base 46 to 2148 and encodes 700 amino acids. Gene Ontology annotation, molecular function: RNA binding; RNA nuclease activity; protein binding.
AAAGGAAACAAUGGGGAAUUUAUAAAAACCCAUUAGAACACAACUAUGCAACCAAUAUUAGGAGUUGGGAAUACUGGGCAAAGUGGCAGGAACGCGUACACCCCUAAUGGAGGAGAUACUCUUUCGUGUAACCUCCCUACAUCACAACGACCUGAUGCAGAUGUAGACGACAUGAUGUCGACACUGUCUCAGGGCAGCGAUAACGCUCCAAUAUCUCCAAAGGCCAACGAUGGGAACACCAUCUCUAAGGAAGAAUGCAUCAUUGAGAAUCAGGUUGCCCUUCCAAGCGUUACUUUGCAGCAUAGCGAUGACUCAAAACGCGGGUCUACAGAACAGAGCGAAUCUCUUCUUUCGGUCUCACCAGAACGAUCGCUCAACCCUGACAUAGACCAGGCAGAUGAGGAAGGAUGCAAUUCGCUCUACAAAGCGGCUUCGAGAGGUCACAUCGAUGGGGUUGAAAUCCUCGUUGAAAAAGGAGCAGACCCAAAUAAAGCAAAUAAAGACGGACGCAGGGCUCUCCAUGUAGCUGCUGAAGAAGGACAUGGAGCUAUCGUAAAUUUCCUCUUGGAUCAGGGAGCAGACAUAAAUGCCCAAUGUGAUCUGGGUCAGACGGCUCUCCAUGCUGCAAUACACAAAAAUCAAUGCUACUCUUCAUUAAUUCUUAUUAGGAGCGGAGCAGAUGUUCACAGACGAGAUAAUGAUGGAAGAAACCCUUUACACAUGGCAGCAGCAGCUGGGUACACCCACAUCUUUCAAAACCUCAGAGAUGAAACAUGUGACAUAAAUGUGAAAGAUGACAUGGGUCUAACAGUUCUUCAUCAUGCAGUGAUAAAUGGACAUUCCAAUGUUGUCCAUCAUCUUCUCAAGACAGGGGUUAAGGAGAGACCUUAUGAAGGAGAUAGUCUAAGCUUUGCGUUAACAUCGUUUGGCAAGUUAGAUUUGCUCCAACUUUUUAUUUCCAGAGGCGGUAGUGUGAACAAGGAAAACAGCAUCGGACAGAAUCAUCUCCACGUAGCAGCUUUGAAUGGAUACUUUGACAUUACUAGAUGUCUCGUUCAAGAAGGAUGUGACAUGAAUAAGGAGGAUUGUAAAAAUUUCACACCAGUCCACGGGGCAGUGUUAAACGGACAUUUGGAUGUACUUCAUUAUCUCAUAACACAGGGAGCCAAGAUCACCAUGUAUGAUGGAAAGAGUGUUCUGCACUUGGCAGCUAUCUAUGGUCACCUCGACAUACUCCAAUACUUCAUGAAGAUGGGAGCUGAUGCCAAUGAGCUCGACGACAUUGGACAAACUCCUCUUCAUGUGGCAGCAGGUGUGGGUCACUUUGACGUCGUGAAAUAUCUCACUAAACAAGGAUCAAAGACUGACAAACAAGAUCACCUUGGUUACACUCCUCUCCACAUUGCAGCCGCAAAAGGUCAACCUGAAAUCGUCAAAUAUCUUGCAGAUCAAAACUGCUACGUGGAACAUUUCGAUAUCGAAGGUUUGACACCUUUAACUCUAGCAGCUAAACAUGACCAUUUAGAUACUGUCAAGUGUCGUGCGGAUGGAAAAGCUGAUGAAGCGAACUCACUCUGUGAAGCAACAUUAUCUGGUCAUUUGGAUAUUGUCAAGUUUUUAAUGGAGGAAGUCGGUCGUCUAAAAAACAGAGUCGAGUCGCUAGAAGCUGCAGCUGAUGAGGCGGAGCAGUAUUCACGCCGCAAUUGCCUGAUUUUCAGUGGUAUUGCUGAAUCUGCAAACGAAGAUACUGAUGCCAAGAUCAUAGAGGUGUGCCAGAGGAAUCUGGGUGUUACAGUGAAACAAGAGGACAUCGAUCGUUCCCACCGCCUCUCCAGCCAUGCUGCGCUUGAGAACAAGCUGAAGGAUCCACGUAAGCCCCGGAAUAUCAUCAUCAAAUUUUCCAACUACAGGGCAAGAGAGGCUGUAUACGCAUCUAGGGCUAAGCUGAAAGGCCUUUCAAUUUACAUCAAUGAAAAUCUAACACGGAAGCGAUCUCAGCUGUUCUGGCAAGUGAAGAAGGGAAACCUCCCGCAAGUCCACAAAGUCUGGACUCAAGACAGAAGAGUAAUAGCGAUGAAUAAGAGUGGGAAAAGAGUUGCUAUUUCAAGUGUAAAGGACCUCGGAAAACUUGAUCAAUUGAAGGAAUGAGACAACAAUAUCAAUCAAAUUCACUGAACUGUAAUACUUGGUCUGCUUGAGCACACAGGCGUUCCUGUUUACUAUUUGCUUUUAAAUUGCACUAUUAAAUAUACGAUUUGUUUUUAAUAACGUUAAUCACUAGAACUUGGUUCUUAUUUUAUUGAAUAUUUGUAUAAAAUUACAUUCAUUACUUACACGUAAUACUUUUCACUUGUUUUAACCUAUUUUCAACAUAAGAUUUAAUGAUUAAAUACCCAUGUUCAAUUUGUAAUAAAUCUGUUAAAAUAAAUCAAAAGGCUUUGUUAUGCACUGUAUGUUCACAGUGGGUGCAUAUAGUUUGUGGCGGGGUCUCAAGAGAGACCUAUGAUUCAGAUGAACUGUUUGAAAAUUGGCAGUGCCCGAAAUGUAUUCUCCAAAGUGUAUUACCUUUUUGGAAUGAUCCUGAUCUAUCUACUGAAGGCAUGUAUAACUAAUAAUAUUUCUGUCGACGCACAUGAUGAUAGGUCAACCGAAACUAAUGAUUUUGCUCUAAAAGAUAUUAAAGGUAUAAAAUUAGCUCAUCUUAAUGUCAGAAGCAUUGUUAAUAAAGUUGCUGAUUUACAAUGUUGGCUGAAUAAUAACCCUUAUGAUCUACUAGGAGUGUCAGAAACAUGGUUAACAAAAGAACAUUCUGAUAGCUUGAUUUCUGUUAAAGGUUAUAAGUUUGAGAGGAAGGAUAGAUGUACUCAUGGAGGUGGAGUGAGAUGUUUUAUAUCAGAAAAUCUAUCGUAUAUAAGGAGAUUGGAUCUUGAAUAUGUUGCCUUAGAAAAAAAUUUGGUUGGAGUUGCAACGUAGCAAUAGUAGCUCAUUAUUAAUUGGUAUAUUGUAUAGAAAACCGGAUAAUCAUUUAGAUUUUUUUUACAGUCUUGAAAGUAAUCUUGAGAAAUUGUAUAGAGUUACAAACAACGUCAUCCUUCUUGGUGAUUUUAACUGUAAUAUGCAAACCGUAAAUAAUCUUUCUAGAAAAGUUUCCAGUCUCCUUACUACAGUGCAAAUGACACAGGUUAUAUCUGCACCCACUAGAAUUUCACCACAUAGCCAGUCAGUAAUCGAUUUGGUAUGUAUUUCUGAUGCGCUUGUUGACAAUAUUAUUAAGUCAGGAGUGCAGUAAGCUGGACUUAGUGAUCACUCUGUGAUUUUUACUGCAAUUAAAGGGAAACAUCAAUCCCUUUCUCCGAAAAUAACUAAAUGUCGUUCAUUCAAGUACUUUGACAGUGAGAAAUUUAAAGAUGAUGUAAGGAAAGUUGAUUGGCAUGAGUUUUAUUCCUGUGGGACUGACGUUGAAAAAUUGUGGCAC